This is a messenger RNA of Bradysia coprophila, 1343 nucleotides long. It is a transcript of the gene 14-3-3epsilon, whose product is annotated as tyrosine 3-monooxygenase/tryptophan 5-monooxygenase activation protein epsilon. The record is from RefSeq and is a predicted model, not a curated record. NCBI's taxonomy places the organism in Eukaryota, Metazoa, Arthropoda, Insecta, Diptera, Sciaridae.
AUUUCAGUCAGAUUGCUCUCAGCACUGAUACUACGUGGAACGCCAUUUCUGAAAAGUCUUAUAAGUGUUCUGUGAAUAAAAUUUCAGUAAAAAUCUCCCAUCAUCUAUCAUGUCCGAACGCGAAAAUAACGUUUAUAAAGCUAAAUUGGCUGAACAAGCCGAGCGCUACGAUGAAAUGGUUGAAGCAAUGAAAAAGGUCGCUUCCCUUGACGUCGAACUGACAGUGGAGGAACGAAAUCUCUUGUCGGUCGCCUACAAAAAUGUAAUUGGAGCUCGACGUGCAUCAUGGAGAAUCAUUUCCUCGAUCGAGCAAAAAGAGGAAAAUAAGGGAGCCGAAGAAAAGCUCGAAAUGAUCAAGAACUACCGCGGUCAAGUGGAGAAGGAAUUGAGAGAUAUCUGUUCAGAUAUUUUAAAUGUUUUAGACAAACAUUUGAUUCCAUGCGCAUCAACUGGUGAAAGCCGUGUAUUCUACUACAAAAUGAAGGGUGAUUAUCACCGUUACUUGGCUGAAUUCGCAACGGGAACCGAUCGUAAGGAUGCGGCCGAAAAUUCGUUAGUAGCGUACAAAGCAGCCAGUGAUAUUGCUAUGACUGAUCUUCCACCAACACAUCCCAUCAGACUGGGUCUGGCUUUGAACUUCUCGGUGUUUUAUUAUGAAAUCCUAAACUCCCCGGACCGUGCCUGCCGACUAGCAAAAGCAGCAUUCGAUGAUGCCAUUGCCGAAUUAGACACCCUCAGCGAAGAAAGUUAUAAAGAUUCCACCCUUAUUAUGCAGCUUUUGAGGGACAAUCUCACAUUAUGGACAUCAGAUAUGCAGGGCGAUGGCGAAGGUGAACAAAAAGAACAAAUCGAAGAUAUUGAGCACCAGGACGUGUCGUAAUUUUAGCAAAGUGUGUCUGUGUGAGUUAUUAAUCUUAAGGAUGAAUAAAGAUAAGAUAAUAUAAAUUAUAUACAUAUAAGUGUAUUGUUUUGUCUGGAAAAACAACAACAACAACUAAAAAAAAAGAAGAAGAAAAAAGGAAAAGCUAAAAUUACAAAAAAUUAAAAUUAAAAGAAAACAUUUUCAAAAACAAACAAAAAACUUUCAUCUACCAAAAUGAAGCAAAAAAAAUCCGAGUAAACUUAAACUAAAUAAAGAAGAAAAACAGCAAAAACCGAUUUAUAAAAAGAAAAACAGUUAAAAAAAUGGGUGAAGAAAGUAAAACUAAAAGCAAAAACACAAACAGAAAAAAAACUUUCUAAUCUCCGGUAAAAAUUGUCAUAAAUUGUAUUUUUCAUUGAACAAAGUAUAAAGCAAAAAAAUUGUCAUUAAACACACCCACGCACACACUGUCGUUGCGUUU